This is a messenger RNA of Glycine soja, 312 nucleotides long. Lineage: Eukaryota; Viridiplantae; Streptophyta; Magnoliopsida; Fabales; Fabaceae. The record is from the annotation of a RefSeq genome assembly.
AUGUUAACCAUACCACUAGGACAGGAAGGGUCUAUCAACCGCCUCAUUUGCAAGGCUAAGAAGAGCAAGAAUCUAUUAUGCCUUUCGCUCAGUUAUGAGCCAGUAAUAGAACAGGAAUUUGACUGGAUUGAGACUCGCGGUGCUUACACCUCUAAAGUCAGCCUCGCUCAACAAUUCCUCGAGACCAAAGCAAAAGUUCUCUUUCGAUCCCAAGGAGUUCAUUACCUAUUAUUGUUGGCUAUUCCAAUGCCAAUGCCAAUGAUAGAGAGAUUAGGGGAAUAUACUGACCGAGAAGAGAGAGUAAGACCCUAA